Molecule: messenger RNA, 804 nt
Organism: Racocetra persica
Lineage: Eukaryota; Fungi; Glomeromycota; Glomeromycetes; Diversisporales; Gigasporaceae
Source: the annotation of a GenBank genome assembly
CAAAAUAAGAAUAAAAAUGAAAUCGCUCAACUUAAUCAAAAAAUUCGUGAAUUGAGUGAAGCUCUUAUCAAAGAAGAGGGAGAAAAGAAUAGAUUGUUAAUUGCAAAGAAUACAAUGACAGAUCGAUAUAAUAAAUUAUGGAAUGAGCAUAGAAAUUGUACUAAUAAAUCAGCUGGUGUGGGAACUAGUACUAGUAUAAUUACAGUUAUUAAUAAUGGUAAACAAGAAAUACAGAAAUUUCUAAAAACACUUGAACCUGAAGAGAGACAAGCAUUAUUGGCCGAAUUUCUUGAAUGUUGUCAUCCUCAUGACAUUCACACUCAACAAGCAAUAUUAGAACAUUACGCAAAGAAAACUUUUGACUUAGUUGGAUCCCUUCCAAAUGAACUAGCUACUAAAAUUCUUUCGCUAUUAUCAGCCGAAAAUCUUUGUUGUGCUAGAGAAGUGUCUAAACGUUGGCGAGAAAUGGUUAAUGAACCUGAUCUUUGGAAAGCAAAAUGUUUAUCAACUACUCAAGAUGAUCCAGUUCCUCUUGCAUAUCCUUCUGAUCCUAAUCAAUGGGAAGAGAUUUAUCGCGGUCUUCAUUAUCGUGAACAUAAUUGGGUUCUCGGUAAUGUGCAAUCUGUUAAAUUCCUCAAAGGACAUACCGCAAAUGUUACAGCGUUGAAAUUGAAAAAGACCACAUUAGUUACUGGAAGUUAUGAUGAGACUGUACGAAUUUGGGAUAUGAGGAAUGGUAGGUGUAUUAAAGUUUUACAGGGUAAAGCCAUAAGUUGUAUUGAUGGAUUUGGAGUUUUUCUUCAA